Messenger RNA from Gadus macrocephalus (Pacific cod), 2480 nucleotides. It is a transcript of the gene glt8d1, whose product is annotated as glycosyltransferase 8 domain containing 1. The coding region runs from base 312 to 1421 and encodes 369 amino acids. Gene Ontology annotation, cellular component: Golgi apparatus. The record is from RefSeq and is a predicted model, not a curated record. NCBI's taxonomy places the organism in Eukaryota, Metazoa, Chordata, Actinopteri, Gadiformes, Gadidae. The transcript is spliced from 9 exons. Gene Ontology annotation, molecular function: glycosyltransferase activity.
UGCAGUUUUGGAAUAAGCCUGAGGUUGAGUUGGCACUUGGCAGCAUAGACAUCUUGGCAGUGUUUGCUUUGUGCGUCUGUUUAUAUUUUAGUCAAACGGGAGCAUGUGAACCAUACCAAUCAUACAUUUAGUUGGGCCAGUUUUAAUUUAAUUUAGCCAUCUUUUAUCGGCUAAUUUCUGUGCGCGAUGCAGAUACUAGCUUCGCAACAGGCGAUCCACGGUUUGGUGAAAUAUAAUAUCAUAAUAUAAUAUAACUGCACUAGUUUUUCAUCCUACUGAUCACGAGUAAGGGGUAAUGAACUGUUUACAUCAUGACAUUGAGGAGAGUGAAUGUGGUGAUUCUGGUGCUGCUGGUAGUCGCCUUCUUGAUUGUAAUUCAACGAAAUCUCUUAAAUCUUAAUGACUUUUUAAAGAAAGAAACUCCAGAUUCAGUUUCUGGGGUGAUCCUUCCCUUUGAAUCGGACGUGUCCCCUAGUGUCAGAGCAGACUCAAUAAGGACAGGGGAUGAGAUCCCUGUUGUCAUCACUGCCUCUGAGGAGAGACUGGGUGCUGUGGUGGCUGCAAUCAACAGCAUCCAUCAGAACACCAAAGCCAACGUGGUGUUCAACAUAGUGGCCCUCAACGACACAGUGGAUCAUCUACAGGAGUGGUUGAGUAGGACCAGGCUCAACCAUGUCAAGUACAAAAUAACCGUUUUCAAACCUGAUGUCCUAAAUGGCAAGAUAUCAAAAGAUCCAAAGAGACUGGAAACCGUGAAACCGUUAACGUUUGCUAGGUUUUAUCUGCCCUUCUACUUACCUGAAGCUGAGAAAGCCAUCUAUCUAGACGAUGAUGUCAUUGUGCAAGGAGAUAUUAAAGACCUUUAUGAAACCAGCUUGAAACCGGGACACGCAGCAGCCUUUUCAGAUGACUGUGAUUCAGCCUCCACCAAGGGCAUCGUACACGGGGCUGGGAACCAGAAUUACUACAUCGGCUUCCUGGACUUCAAGAAGGAAGCCGUCAAGAAGCUGGGGAUGAGGGCCAAGACGUGCUCCUUCAACCCCGGGGUCAUCGUGGCGAACCUCACCGAGUGGAGGAACCAGAACAUCUCCGGCCAGCUGGAGCACUGGAUGGAGCUCAACGCACAGCAGGAUCUUUACAGCAACACAUUGGCAGACAGCAUCACCACCCCUCCACUUCUUAUCGUGUUCUAUAAACAUCACUCCUCCAUCGACCCCAUGUGGCACGUCAGGCACCUUGGCUCCACAGGGGCUGGCCCGCGAUACUCGGCCCAGUUUGUGAAGGCAGCAAAGCUCCUCCACUGGAACGGACAUUACAAGCCCUGGGGGGUGAAGUCAGCCUACUCUGACGUCUGGGAGAGGUGGUACAUCCCGGACCCCACAGGGAAGUUCAGUCCUCUUCGCAGACACUCGGGAGAGUAACGCCUAGGGCUACGCACGAUGAAUGACCUGCUCUAGCAAAGUGACCAUGGCUGAGGAAAUCUCAGGAAUAACGUUCAUUUGUGGGUUAGUUGCCCCUCAUACAUGCCAUGGACCUCAUUUAGAAAACCAUAGACAUGCAUUGAUGAAUCAUAAUCAACCAAUUGGGAGUUGCGACAUGUGGACGCCCAUAACAACCGUAAAUGGUCAACUCAUCCAGAAUGUUCAUAUAUCUGGAUCAGCGUUACCGGACAUACUAGAACCCCCAGCACACUACAUCAUUAACCUGCUGUCAUGGCUUCAGUUACCAAAUCAUUUAGUCUAAUAGACCUGAGGUAUUGUCCGUAUGUCCGACUUCUACACAAGGCCCCUGUCACAUAUUGCCUUCCAUUCAUGAUUCAUCCACUUUCUUCACUCAGUUUUUAAAUGAAUGCUGUGUUUUUUAGCACUACAUAGUGGACUAUGGGUGUUUAUCUCCUUGUCUAAAGCCUCAAACUCUUAAAGAUAUUUAUCAUGCUAUAUCAAUCCUAUGCUUUUGUAGAAUGACAAAGGGAUUAGUGUUGAAGAAACAACUGUCCAAUCAGCAACCAGUCCUUAUCCACCAGUAAUGCCACUAUAUUCUUAAAUAGCCAAAUUAUCAGAAUGUCAUUAAAUCUAUUGGGACCAAUUUCAUGAAGGAAUUGCAGUAGUUGGGUGUCCUUGCAGCUUUGUUACCCAUUUUGUAUUUAUCCACAAUAUCUUGUAUCAGCUGACAUUUGAUUUCAUGCGAGUGGAAACGUUACAUACGAGUGGAAAUACCUUUUGUAGUUGGCUGUUCUGAAAAAUGGACAUUUGUAACUUGAAUUUUUUACUGCCUUCAUGAACAUUUCUUUGAAAGAAUAACCAGGUGGUCAUUUCAUGGAUUUAAAGUAGGCAAACCACUAACCAGACCACCAGCAACAGGAAAUGUGCACAGAAUUAGUUUACAAACCAUUGAUAUCAACUCUGUUCUUGUAGCAUUUAUCAAAAACUGUUGUACCCAUUAUUUUGUUUACUUGCUUCAAUAAAGUAACAAUUUCUAGA